AAAGAUGGAGAAUCGUGUUGAAGACAUUGGAAUCAAAAUCUAUACUGCAACUCCACAAAAUGACCAAACCUUAUACCCAUCUUCACCCCAAUCGACCAUCAUCACCACCACCGAAGAAGGUGGCCGCAAAAGACGAGCAAUGGCGAAGGGAAUGCAGAAAACUCUGUCCAAAACCUCCAUGCUCGUCAAUUUCCUACCCACCGGAACACUUCUCACGUUCGAGAUGCUCCUCCCGUCGGUCUCCGGGGACGGUCAGUGCUCCCCCGUCAGCACCCUUAUGAUUCACGCCCUACUCGGCCUCUGCACUCUCUCUUGCUUCUUCUUCCACUUCACGGACAGUUUCAAAGGCCCGGACGGGAAAGUCUACUACGGCUUCGUGACCCCGAAAGGUUUGGCCGUUUUCAGAUCCGGCCUAGGAGUGGAAGUUCCGAAAGACGAGAGGUACAAAGUUGGGUUCACGGAUUUCGUUCAUGCAGUCAUGUCGGUGAUGGUUUUCACGGCCGUCGCAUUUUCCGACAACCGUGUGACGGACUGUCUGUUCCCGGGACAUGUAAGGGACAUGGACGAAGUUAUGGAGAGUCUUCCUUUGAUGGUUGGGAUUAUUUGUAGUGGUCUGUUUUUGGUGUUUCCCAACACCAGAUACGGCAUUGGUUGUAUGGCUAAUUGAUUGUCGUUUUGCUGCUUCCUAGUAGAGUUGUCGCUACGAUUUAGUGUUUAGGAUUUUUAAUUAAUUAUUUAUUUAUAUUUAUUUUUGGGAAGAAGGCAAAAAGGAUUUUUAACUUUUUUGUUUCAAUUUUAGUUAACACAGUACUAAGAACUUUACAGGGUCUAUUAUUUGUUACUUCUUGAAUAAUUCAUCUUCAUUAUUAAGGUAGAUAAUUUUUGUUCUUUAUUUUCUAAAGAUAUGUAAUAUUUUCUUAUUUGUUUA
Molecule: messenger RNA, 928 nt
Organism: Ziziphus jujuba (common jujube)
Lineage: Eukaryota; Viridiplantae; Streptophyta; Magnoliopsida; Rosales; Rhamnaceae
Product: protein DMP9-like
Exons: 1
Coding region: 5-667 (220 amino acids)
Biological process (GO): endomembrane system organization
Source: RefSeq, a predicted model, not a curated record